AUGAAAUUUGGUAAAAAACUUAAGGAUUUAUCAAAUGCUAAAACAAUUGAACCUCAAGUUAUAACGGGUAUUAAUCGUCUUGUUUGUACGUCAAAAUCACAUAAUGUGGAAUUAAAAGUAAAUGUUGAUGGACAAGAAUGGAGUAAUGUUAAAUUCUUCCAAAUCUCAUCACAAUGGCAUACACACAUCAAAUAUUUUCCUUUGGCAAUAUUUAAUGAAUUACGCAAUGUUUAA
Messenger RNA from Rotaria sp. Silwood2, 234 nucleotides. The record is from the annotation of a GenBank genome assembly. Lineage: Eukaryota; Metazoa; Rotifera; Eurotatoria; Philodinida; Philodinidae.